This is a messenger RNA of Mollisia scopiformis, 2910 nucleotides long. RefSeq lists its product as uncharacterized. The transcript has 2 exons. The coding region runs from base 334 to 2580 and encodes 748 amino acids. The record is from RefSeq and is a predicted model, not a curated record. Gene Ontology annotation, molecular function: lipid binding. Lineage: Eukaryota; Fungi; Ascomycota; Leotiomycetes; Helotiales; Mollisiaceae.
CAAGUCGACAAGCCCAAAGGAAGCAGGGAAUCUAGUGUACAUGACACAUAACUAUGCCAAUUCGAUGCACCCAGACAAAUUCUUCCUCUCACCCCGUACAUUGACUGGUCUAACUUGCAUCGCACUAGAACAGAGUUUGUGGGGUACAAGGCUACAGUUCCACCCGUAUUACUUUGAGCUACGAAGCUCAGACACCAUAUCCGUCAUCGAAUUUGAGAAUUCCCAUAAGAUUCGACGUUCACCAUCCUGGUGAAAAUCAGUCAUUUCCCAUAUCGAAAUUCUUCAACCUAAUUAUCACCAGAGUCUAGAUCCUUGUUGAACACUUGGGAAGCAAUGUCUUCCUGUUUCGGGUCAAGAAAGAAGUCCAAACGGCAGGGUGACCGCGAGCCUCUGCUGCCUCAAUAUGAGGAUGACACUUCACUUCAGCGGGUAGCUCAUCAGAAGUUACACACAUAUCAAAUGCUCAGAGCUCUUUCGAAAGGGUUCAUGCCAUCAACAGAGCAGACGAUAGUCAACCUCAGAACGCUUCUUGCUUCAGAUGUUCUCAACCCGGACACUCCUGGUCUCAGUCAGAGUGGACGAAAGCUUAUGUAUUAUUCUAAGACAUGGCUUCAGCAAUUCAUUGAUCUCCUUCGGAAUAAGAACGAUGGCGAUCAAAUUCAGGAUUUUAUCUGGUUCAUGAUACAUGCUCGUUUGUCGGUUGAUACCAAUGAUCUCAUUCAAACGGCGACAUCAACGAGAGCAAAAGCAGAUGCUUCAGCUGCAUAUGAGAGUGUCAAGACCGUUGGCAGCCUUCUUUUGACCAAUUCUGACUUCAGAAUCUUCUUGUCUGACUUGAACACAAUUGGUCGACAAGUCUUCUCAGACACAGCUCACACAAUCUCAAAUGUAGCCGAAGAUGCUGCAAAGCAGAUUGAGCCUUCAGAUGAGCAAAGUGAGGCAGUCAAAGAACCUGGUAAUGAUGAUGGACCAGCUCCAACCGGGGAAGAGCUAGGAGCAGAAGCUGCUGAAAUUGCUGAUGUUGUUGCAAAUGGCGUCAAAAAGACUGGUAUCGAUGCUGGAGCUAGCUUCAAAGAGCACGUCUCUGGCAACGAAGGGGAAACGUUGAAGAAUCGUCUCAAAGCUGCUGUCAUGAAACUCCGGAAGCGUAACGACUACUCUGAUUCUGUCUCCACUAUCGGUCUGCUCAUCAAGAGAUAUGCGAAAGUGUACUCGAGAGCUGUUGAUAAGACUAUCAGUACCGUUCAAGAGGAUGUUGAUACGAAUGAUGAGCUUGAUCGAGCUAUCAAGAAUGGUUGGUCCUUGCUUAGCUCUUUCGGUGACAAGGAUGCUUGGAAAGAGCUUGAGAAGAGAUUCAACAAGGUCAUGGAGCACUCUCAGAAAGAUCCUGAGUUUGAAAACAUGAUGGAAGACGUCGCUGCCUCGGUCCAAAAGAUGCUUACCGACCCCGACUUCUUCGAUUCAGCAUCCAACAAGAUGGAAGAGCUUAAAGAAAAGUCCAAGGAAGUCGGCACCGAGUCACCUCUUCGGAAAGAUAUCGAUGCCCUUCUCCAACAAGCACGCCGAACCUUCGACUCAGUAGUCCACGACGAAGACGUUUCCAAACUCCUUCAAACCACCCUCCGAAUCUGGUCCAUCCUCUCCCCAACCUCCCAAGUCACAAAUCCCGAACUCCUAACCGAUACCUACACAAUCUUCAUCCCCCUCCUCAUCCAAAUGAUCCAAUACCUCCCCAUCCCCCGCCUCGAAAUCUCCGCCCCAGAAAUCGACCUCCUCCUCGAAAACCUCAUCCUCGAACCCGGCCGCACCAUCAACAACACCUCCUUCCUCCCCUUCCGCCUCAAGGUAGAAACCUACAACGAUCUCUCCAUCCGCAAAGCACGCUUCAGAACCAUCUCCACGGUCCGCUCCCUCUGCACCAUCAAAGUCCAAGGCCUCUCCAUCCGCGCCGACGAAGUCGGUUUCUGGCUCCGCGCCCACAAAGGCCUCCUCCGCCUCGCUGACGAAGGAAUCGCCUCUUUCGAGCUCGACGACAGAGGCAUCGACAUCGAGCUCGACGUCGAGAUCGGCAAAGAGAAGCUGGAGAAAAUGCUGACGCUAAGAAACGUGCGCGUUAAGAUCCAUCACCUAUCUUACACUUUACGCAAGAGUAAAUUCGCCUGUCUAGCCUGGCUCUUUAAACCCUUACUCCGACCCAUCUUGCGUAAAGUGCUAGAAAAACAACUCUCAACCGCCAUCGCCGAUUUCUUCCACGCAGCGAACAGAGAAUUGGUGUUUGCCCGCGAGAGGCUGCGAGCAACACGAAUCUCGGACCCAAGGGAUAUAAGGACGUUUGUUAAAGCGGUGAUGACACGAUUAACGCCCGAGGACGAUCCAGAUCUGUAUACGAACGUGGGAGUAAGGGGAGCGGCGGAGCAGAGGGGCAAUGUGUUUGCGGGGGUAUAUGCUCCGGGGAGCGUGGUGAAGCUUUGGGAUCAGGAGGCGGUGGAGGCGAGUGAGAGGGUGGAUGAGAGUGCGAGGGCGGCGAGGAGUUGGAGGAAUGAGAUUUUUGAUGUGCAGGCUCGGGCUAUGGGGCAAUGAAUCGCAGGUUGAAGGAGCGGGUAAAAUUGUAUGAGUGUGGUGGGUUGUUAUUCUAUUAUCGAACACGAGUAUUGUAGCAAUGGAAUCCAAAAGUCAAAUGAACGUCUCGCUCGUAAAGUUUCAGAGACGAAAGGAAUUCGAAGAGACGGAAAGGGACGGUAAAAAAGAAAGUAGAGAUGGUUGGAUUCGAACCAACGAUCCACAAUUCCGAAGAACACGCUUGUAACUCCUCAGUUUCCUACAAUUUCUUGCAGGCACAGCUUUAGAGCGUGUGAGCAUCCGUUACUUCUUGUGAGCUUUACCACUAAGCUACAUCUCCUUAUUUCCGAC